AUGAAUGAUAAUGCUCCUGUCUUCUCUAUCAGGGAACAGAUCCUGAACAUGGCUGAACUGAUAACAGCAUCUGGUACCCAGUUCCUCUUAGAGAGAGCAUCUGAUGCAGAUAUUGGUACUAAUGCUCAGUUAACAUACAAGCUCAGCCCAAGCAAUCAUUUUGCUCUUGAUUUAGGAAAUGAUGAAGAUGAGAGUAAAUCUGUAGUACUUCUAUUGAAGGUUCCACUUGACAGAGAGGAGAGCCCUGUGCAUCAUUUAGUACUGACAGCCACUGAUGGGGGUGAACCAAAACUCACAGGAACUGUUCAGCUAGUCAUCAAUGUGCUGGAUGUCAAUGACAACCCUCCUGUGUUUAACCAAUCUGUUUACAGAAUAAAGUUGAUAGAAAACACAAUCAGUGGUUCAUUAGUUAUUAAUCUGAAUGCUACAGACUUAGAUGAGGGGAUUAAUAGGGAAAUCUGUUACUCUUUUCAUGAUAGUGUUGCUCUACAUGUCACAAAGUCGUUUAGUAUAAAUUCUGAUACUGGGGAAAUCAGAGUAAUUGGAAAAUUGGAUUACGAAGAAAGUAGGUUCUAUGAACUUCCAAUUGUAGUACAAGAUAAAGGCAGUUCUCAAUUAACUGGGCACUGUAAAGUUCUCAUUGAGGUUUUGGACAUGAAUGACAACAUUCCAGAACUAUCUGUGAAUUCUCUCUCUGUGCCAUUGCCAGAGAACUCCCCUCCAGGGACUGUGGUAGCCAUCAUCAGUGCUUCUGACAAGGAUUCUGGAAUCAAUGGACAGAUAAACUGUUUCCUCUGGCCCACUGGUGUACCCUUCAAACUUGAAUCUACAUUCAAGAAUUACUACUCCCUGAUUGUUGGUGCAAUCCUAGAUCGAGAGCAGGUGGCUGAGUACAGGAUGGUUGUGACAGUUGAAGAUCAGGGCGUUCCACCACUAUCUUCUAGUCUCACCAUUUUAGUGCCUAUUAGUGACAUAAAUGACAAUGCUCCGGCUUUCACACAGCCCUCCUACACAGUCUUUGUGAAGGAGAACAAUCCCCCUGGUGCUCACAUCUUCACAAUGUCUGCUGGGGACCCAGAUAUAGCUGAGAAUGCCCUGAUCACCUAUUGGAUAGAUGAGAAGCUCUGGCCAUUGUCAAGCUACAUCUCUGUACAUUCAGAGAGUGGAAAACUUUAUGCUUUGCAGUCCUUGGACUAUGAGGAGUUGAAACUGCUGGAGUUCCAUGUGAGAGCCAAGGAUGCUGGAAUGCCCUCCUUGUGUGGCAAUGCGACUGUUCAAGUCUUUGUGAUGGAUGAGAAUGACAAUGCACCUGCUCUGUCAAGGUCAUCAGAAGAGAACCUGAUUCUUCUAGUGGUCCCCAUGAUGCCUGGGCAUAUUGUAGGCAAGGUCCAUGCCUUGGAUGCGGAUUCUGGAUACAAUGCAUGGCUAAAGUAUGAAUUGGUUGAAGAAAGCAAUAGUCCAUGGUCUGUGGGGCAGUAUAGUGGUGAGGUGAGUACCAAAUAUUAUCUGGAUGAAUCUGAAGGAAGCAAAAUCCAGAGUAUCCUUGUUCUUGUGAAGGACCAUGGAAAACCUCAACUGUCAGCUACAGCCACGUUGAGUGUGUCACUUGUGACAAGCAGUGAGACAAUCAAAACGUAUAUUAAUCCUCAAAGAUCAGGGGAAAGCUUCGUGCCCCUGGUGGACUCAAUCAACGUCUAUCUGAUCAUUGCCAUCUGCUCUGUUUCCAGCCUCUUCUUGUUGGCCACUCUCAUCUACAUGGCCCUGCGAUGCCACUGCAAGGAAAAGGAACCCAUGGUGUAUGGCCCUGGCAUGGCCACCCUGGUGUGUGCCAGCGAAGUGGGCAGCUGGUCCUAUUCCAAUCGCCACAGCCACAUCCUGGCAGGGCUGAGUGCAGAGGCUGGUGUCAAGAGCGAUCUCAUGAUUUUCAGUCCCAAUAUUCCUGUCUUUGCAGAUAAUGGGGAAUUUAUCAAUGGGGUGGAUGUGCCCCCAGAUUCUGCUAAAAAGACAGGCCCCUGUGACCUGCCCAAAGCUGUUCCAGACACACAGAGCUACGUUAUUGAGGUGGUUUCAGAAAAUGCUCUUCUGAAGCCUCUGUAG
Pantherophis guttatus is the source of this 2097-nucleotide messenger RNA. Its product is annotated as protocadherin alpha-5-like. Gene Ontology annotation, cellular component: plasma membrane. Gene Ontology annotation, molecular function: calcium ion binding. Gene Ontology annotation, biological process: homophilic cell-cell adhesion. Lineage: Eukaryota; Metazoa; Chordata; Lepidosauria; Squamata; Colubridae. The record is from RefSeq and is a predicted model, not a curated record.